This is a messenger RNA of Lachancea meyersii CBS 8951, 1158 nucleotides long. The record is from the annotation of a GenBank genome assembly. NCBI's taxonomy places the organism in Eukaryota, Fungi, Ascomycota, Saccharomycetes, Saccharomycetales, Saccharomycetaceae.
AUGAGCAGUGAAGUAUCAAGCUCAGGAGCCUGGUGGGCGCAAUGGAACCCAGACGAUAUCAGCGUGGGCAGCGAGGAAGUGUCAGACGCUUGGAAAGUGUGUGUCAUCGACGGAGUGUACUUCGGCGGAAACGCGUACAGUGGGUCUCUAGGAGCGCGUAUCUCGUCGAUUUUCGUGAUCUUGGUCGUUUCCACCCUGUGCACUCUGUUCCCCGUGGUGGCCAGCCGUGUCAAAUGGCUCAAAGUGCCUCGCUACGUGUACUUGUUUGCGCGUUACUUCGGUACCGGUGUAAUCGUGGCUACAGCUUUCAUCCAUUUGUUGGACCCUGCAUACGGCGAAAUCGGCCCAUCCUCGUGUGUGGGUCGUAGUGGCCAUUGGGAAGACUACGCCUGGUGUCCUGCCAUCGUGCUUGUCACCGUGUUCAUUGUGUUUUUGGUCGACUUGGCCAGUGAUGUCUUUGUCCAGCGCCGUUACGGUGUCAAGCACAACCAUGGCGGCGACAACAUCGAAACUGCCAUCGUGAAAAACAACGUCAACACCGCUCCUCACACCACAGACCUAGAAAUCGACGGCCACGCUCAUGCCAUGAACGUUGCUGACUCUGACGAGAAAAGCAAGAAGUCGUACGACCUGGUUUCCAACGCCAGCACUGAAGUCAUUAUGCAAUCGUUCGAAAGCCAGAUCGCCGCGUUUUUGGUGCUGGAAUUUGGUGUCAUUUUUCACUCUGUUAUGAUAGGUUUGAAUCUCGGAACCACCGACGACGAGUUCAGCACCUUGUACCCCGUUCUAGUGUUCCACCAGUCGUUCGAAGGUUUGGGUAUUGGUGCCCGACUCUCUAACAUUGAAUUCCCUAAGGGCAAGGAAUGGUGGCCUUACGCUUUGUGUGUCGCAUACGGUUUGGCUACUCCUAUCUGUGUAGCCAUCGGUUUGGGUGUCAAAAACACCUACGACGGCAACUCUUACUCCGUCAAUGUGGUUUCUGGUGUCUUAGACGCUAUUUCUGCCGGUAUCUUGAUUUACACAGGUUUAGUCGAGCUUUUGGCCCGUGAUUUCAUUUUCGACGAAAACAGAACAAAUGAUGUCCCAAGACUCUUGUUCAUGGUCAUUUGCACGCUAUUUGGUGCGGGUUUGAUGGCAUUGCUCGGUAAAUGGGCUUAA